This is a messenger RNA of Penicillium hordei, 213 nucleotides long. RefSeq lists its product as uncharacterized. The coding region runs from base 1 to 213 and encodes 70 amino acids. The record is from RefSeq and is a predicted model, not a curated record. NCBI's taxonomy places the organism in Eukaryota, Fungi, Ascomycota, Eurotiomycetes, Eurotiales, Aspergillaceae. The transcript has 2 exons.
AUGCCUGUCUGUCUGGUCUAUAUUUUAUGGAGCUGGAGGAAACCCGGCGCUGCGGGUGCAACCACUGGUCACCGGGAAUCAAGUCACAGAGUUUUCCGACGCGUCGACGACAUCACUUUCUGCUGGACCAUGGAGAUCGGCAAGCUGACAGACAAGAUGGAGAUCAUCACCAAUAAGCAGACCAUUCCGGACGUCGGCACCAACGGCGGCUAA